AUGGCUGAGUCUUCAUUUAGGCCGUUAAUGACGGCCCUGUGUCCAACUACAACCAUCUUCAGAACCCGAUCACCGUCUCCCAGACGACCUCGAUCACCAGACAGAAGAAAUCAAUUUCCAUCUGUAGAUCUUGAUCCUUUACUAUCGAACUUGUCACCUCAGUCUACGCUAAAGGCCCUUUCGGCUACUACCGCCGUUCCAUCGGACAGACUCGACCCCUCCAAUGCAUUAGCAACAAGCAUUGCUAACGUAUCAACUGUCGAGCGUGCCUUCGGAAUAAAAGCUGCCCUGGCAGCACAGAAACUAAGAGAAUGGUAUACCGAAGUUUUGACCUGGGAUUGGCCCUCCGACCAAGAAGCUAGCUUAGGAAAAGGCUUUUUCCCUUCGCAUGCGGCUUCAGAAGACAGGCUUGCCGCCAACGAGGCUCAAAAUCCAUAUAUCGGCUACCUUCCUAUCGAAGCUAUCGCUCACUAUGAACGCAGGAUAGAAGAUAUUAGGGAUAAUAUAGAUGCCUUGGAUGUUGAAGUAUUAAAAGAACAUGUUCUAAACGUUCAUAUAGCGUCCCGUUCCCGGCCUAUAUCAUCUCAAAGUGCAGCGCAAAUUGAGAUAAAACCGCUAUCCUAUGUGCAGCUAAGCGAUUUUACUACUAUUAUCACUGCAACAAUUCUUCAGGCUCUUCCAAUCCUAUCGAGAUUAAACAGUCUGUUGUCUACUUGGGAUAUCCGACUUAGCGUCCUGCGGCAAAUACCGAGCUUGCUCCAUCAAUUAAAAGAGGUCAGAUUAGCUAUCGAUACUGCCCUAAUUCGCCUUUCGAUGGGCAUGUUGCCCGAUAAUAAUGAUUGGCCAUUUUCUCAAGACCUCCUUGCUAUCGCCCGCCAAAAGUUAGAGAGAAAGGUCACAAGCUUAGGAAGACAAAUCGACCGCAUACUUGAUGAGCUUGAAGGCCGCUCUGACUCUCUACCCGAAAGCUGGAUUGAUGAUAUGGAGAAAAUUGAAGCAGACUUUGCCACUUGGAUAGCACAGGUACAAAAUAUAUCCCUCAAAAAUGACUGGCAACUUCCUGUGUCGCCUUCCGAGUCUGAACGGACACUUUUACCUGAACCUAGUUUCACUUCUAACAACAACACAUCUUUGCCUUCCCAAACACCAACAACAGCUCCCUCAAGGGCCCAAAAUUUUGCAGUAGAAAGCUCAGCGAAUCUUCCAUUUAUAAGUCCAGCCAAAUUUGCCCAGCCAUCUAACCCUCGCCAGGUGCAAAACCUGCCCUCGAACAUAAGCUCAAGCGCAGAAGCUCGUAUUAACGUGGAUAUAAGACCUGUCAUCCAAUUAGAUAAUGACAAUCUCCGCUCCCAGAUGGCUGAAAAUCAGAAUUUUCUCACCACUACUCCGCAAAUGGAAGUACAACAAGCAUCGCCCAUAUCACAGCCACCGAAAACAAAUGAAGGAAAAACUUUCGAAACCUUGGCAUCGAUUGAAAAACAAUGUCCCAGGAGUAUCAAAGGUGGGCUCGUCUCGCCGUUGCUCGCAUCGCCACCUUUGAAGGCAAGAGUCAAUGGCACUCAAACCUGUUACGCUCCAGAGAAUCCAGCACCGGCCGAUUCCUCCCAAAGUGUGGUCAGACCAAAUGGACAACAUCAUAAAAUUGAAAACUCUUACUCGUCAGAUAGAAAGCUGAUUGAAACUCCACCCACUGUUUCUCAUUUUGCACAAGGACACCAAGAAAAGUGCAGCUCAUCGGCCGACCACCGUAUUGACAUCGUUUCUCCUAUGAGAAACGAUUAUUUUACUUCUAGCCCCCACGGCCCUCUACCAAAAAGUACCUGUCAAGAAUUCGCCAAUGAACUAUCAGCACCCAGAAAUUUACCAAAGAAUCUCGUAAACCAAUCGCCCUGUGAAGAGCCAAUUGACCGACCCCUCACAAGCAGAUCUUCAAGGGACUCUUAUAGCUUAACUGAAGAGAGCUGUUGCGGCAUGGGCUCUGAUGAUCUUUCGUCGAUUCCACACGGCUCACCGAAUUUCAUAAGCAGCCCUCCAGAUUCUACAACAUCUGUACACGAAACUCCAAGCCCACCCUGCCCUGGGUCGCCAUGCUUUCCAGACCCCGAUGGCUUAUUUAUCCCCCCCGAUUCCCCCAACGCUUCCAUAUCAUCGCCUGCCUCGAUGUUAAUAUCAUCCACACCGUAUCUGAUGCGCUGUAAGUCACCAGAGGACCAGUUGGAGGAAAAGAUUAGUUCCAUACUCACUACCAUUCCCGCACGAAUUCACCUCGGAUACACCCCGGUUACCAAUUCAUCUAAGCCUGCGGUAGACCACCAUCCGCAAACUGUGCCACGAUCAAGUCAAGGCCGGCCACGUCCAUCCGUACCUCCACGGCCUGUUACCCCCACCCCCACUUUAACUCUCACACCGGCAUAUGACCGUCUCAAGCGACGGCAUGCUCGAUCAGAGAAUGAAAACCCCGUAAGAUUGUAUCAUCUUUAUCGUGGCGAAAAGCAACCCCCUUUAAAGCUGUUUGUGCGUGCAGUAGGCGAGGAGGGAGAACGAGUCAUGGUGCGUGUUGGAGGUGGUUGGGCAGACCUUGCUGAAUACCUUAGAGAAUAUGUAAUGCAUCAUGGACGACGACGAAUGUCUGAAAGCAAGCUGGAGGUCCAAGAGAUACCCACUAACUCUCCCCACCGUUCUCCCGGUAGAAUACCGGACACUGGGCGCACUACUCCAAUUUCCCGACCAAGCUCGGCGUUUGACAUUCGGCCGUCACCCCCGCUCGCCAUUCGAAAAACCAGACAACCGAAUACCUCUUCAGCGCCGCGUCCGUCUUUGACUGUUGCCAAUGUUGAAAAAGCAUCCAGAGCAGCCGGAGGGUCUCUUCUUUUUCCACAUCGUCGCCUCUCUGUAUCUUCUUCCACGUCAAUCUUUUCUAACUCGACACCACUUGGACUCGCUGGCCCGACUCCUAAAUCGAGAAAUAUUUCCAUGAGCCCUGAGAGCGAGGCAUGGGUAGAGGACAUGAUGGGUCAAGCCCGGAAGACAUCUGCAACUUUACGCUCGAAAUUAUCGACAGGGUCAUUGCGUGGCUAUCGUCCGUCCCCCAUGGCUGAGCCCAUUCCACAGCUGAAGGGAAGACUAGAUCCAAAUUUUCGAAGAGUGAGUGAUUUUGCAAGCCAUCCGAGCAGUGGUGGCGGCCCUUCGAAUAAACGUGUUUUCCUCAAAGGUCUCAAUAAAGGAAAAGUUUGA
Messenger RNA from Ophidiomyces ophidiicola, 3234 nucleotides. RefSeq lists its product as uncharacterized. The transcript has a single exon. NCBI's taxonomy places the organism in Eukaryota, Fungi, Ascomycota, Eurotiomycetes, Onygenales, Onygenaceae. The record is from RefSeq and is a predicted model, not a curated record. The coding region runs from base 1 to 3234 and encodes 1077 amino acids. Gene Ontology annotation, molecular function: microtubule binding.